UGCCGCUGGUUACAAUGCAAUGAAAAAUUCCUUGGACUGGAUGAUCUGGUCAACCAUGUCAAUGAUCAGCAUGUUAAAGUUGAAAGACCUGAUGUUGAGUUUCAAUGUAAAUGGACUGGAUGUUCAAGACAAGGAAGAGGAUUCAAUGCAAGAUACAAAAUGUUGAUUCAUAUUAGAACACAUACAAAUGAAAAACCCCACCGCUGUUCUGUUUGUAAUAAAAGUUUUUCACGACUGGAGAAUUUGAAAAUACACCAUAGAUCUCAUACUGGAGAGAAACCUUACAACUGUCCGUAUCCAGGAUGUACCAAAGCUUACUCCAAUUCCAGUGAUCGUUUUAAACAUGUUCGAACCCACCAGGAACAAAAACCCUACAUUUGUAAACUUCCAGGUUGUAACAAACGAUACACAGACCCUAGUUCCUUACGGAAACAUGUCAGGACGCAU
This is a messenger RNA of Lottia gigantea (owl limpet), 447 nucleotides long. RefSeq lists its product as hypothetical. Gene Ontology annotation, molecular function: RNA polymerase II cis-regulatory region sequence-specific DNA binding; DNA-binding transcription factor activity, RNA polymerase II-specific. Lineage: Eukaryota; Metazoa; Mollusca; Gastropoda; Lottiidae. The record is from RefSeq and is a predicted model, not a curated record. The annotation marks the transcript as partial. Gene Ontology annotation, cellular component: nucleus. The transcript is spliced from 3 exons. Gene Ontology annotation, biological process: regulation of transcription by RNA polymerase II; smoothened signaling pathway.